AUGGGUGUUUCUUCUUCUUGCUUGAAGAACCAGAACCUUCUUCUCCAAACUCUUGAUCUUGCUCACCAUCUUGUCCAUGGACUUUUGCAUCUUCUCAUGGCUUUCCCUUGCCACUUGUUGAACUUUUGGAGAAGUCCAAUCCUCUUGGUUGGGCAGAGAAGCUUGGAAGGGCCAGCCAAUGGAUGUGUGAAUUUGAAUUGGAAUCUCCCAUCCAACUCCUUGUGCUCAAUGAGGAGGUUGGUCUUGCAAAACUUGAUGUCCAUCCAACCUGGUGGAGUAGCCUUCUCUUGUCCACUCCAGCUGCACAAAGAUAGGUGUGAUGACCCUCCAACACUAAGCUUUCUUCCUCUUUGGUGA
Molecule: messenger RNA, 357 nt
Organism: Microthlaspi erraticum
Lineage: Eukaryota; Viridiplantae; Streptophyta; Magnoliopsida; Brassicales; Brassicaceae
Source: the annotation of a GenBank genome assembly